AUGGGAUGUGCAUGCAGACUACCUACUGCACAGGAGGCUGUGAAGCUCAAGGCCGUUGCCCAAGAGAGUGGCCUUUUCUGUAAGGAGGCGAAAAGAUUAAACCCUAAGAUCUCUCUAUUGCUGCCCAGAGGCCGCAUUGAUAGAUCAGGAGUAGAGGAUUUACAUAGGGAAAUCGUUGAAUUCAACAGAGAUAUCUUGGGGCCUAAUAUUGGAAACAUCAAGAUUAGACGGGUUAUGGGUUCACGGGUGAUAUUGGAGAUGCCCACUGAUGUAUACGUCCUCUAUCGCAACUCUGGGAGUCGCAUCUUUUGCAAGGGAGGGUCUAUGGGAGGUAGAGACUAUAUUUAUGUUAGGCAGGGCUACAACUGCGGCAGCGUACAUAACACUGCCGCACCCUACUGCGACCCUGGCAAGAUCCAGUGUACAAGAUGUGGGGGAACGGAUCACUCCUUGCAAGACUGA
This is a messenger RNA of Perkinsus marinus ATCC 50983, 462 nucleotides long. RefSeq lists its product as hypothetical. The transcript has a single exon. The coding region runs from base 1 to 462 and encodes 153 amino acids. NCBI's taxonomy places the organism in Eukaryota, Perkinsozoa, Perkinsida, Perkinsidae. The record is from RefSeq and is a predicted model, not a curated record.